AUGCUCCUGUCUGCCAUAUCUGAUCUACCACCUAGUAAUUGCUCCUCCUAUCAAAUGCAAGUUCGUCGUCAAAACAUCAACGGUCAGGUGUUGUCAGUCUGUGAUCUUGCAAAGCUUCGUACUGAAUUGCACAUGAGUUUUGGAGAUUGGCAACUUUUCAACACAUUCAUCACGUACCUUCGUGGCGUCGAAGUCAGCCUAGCCGAUCGGUCAAGAAACAGUCAGACAGCCAGUUUUGCAGGCGAUGCAAAAUCUUCCCAUGGAUCUUUGGCGAUCUCCUCGCCAUAUCCAUAUUCACAAGUCCUUGUCCCUCCUCCGUUUGUCUUUUGCAAUGAACAGUCACAGGGACGAGGAAAGAAUCUGUUCGAUGUACCUGUAUUAGUUCAACAGGUACCUGUUGAAAGCAAUGUAGCAAAUGCACGUCAAAACACGGAUCGUACGACUAGUGAUUUCUCCUUUGGUAGUGGAACAGAUGAAUUAGAACUAGCCUGGCGUCGCGAUGCCAAACCGGAUUCGUUGAACGGAAAUUCAAAAUAUCAGUACACCAGUAAGGAGUCAACAUCACGUCAAUAUGUCGGUCAAGGAAGCGCCAUCUGGAUGGAACCCAUUGAUCGACUUAGUAAAUCCACUCAUGAUCUUCGUUCCAUAAAUACCUCUAGACGACCGCAGAGGCGCCAAAUCGCGUCUAGAAGUGGAGAAAGACGCCUUGAACGGAACACUAGAAAGACAGAAAAACAAGUACCCACAUCACUGUUUCAGUCGGCAUCCAGUGCUUCGGAUCAUUUGGUUCAGAUGGUUCCUGCUUACAUCUCGAGAGCUCCAGAUUCCAGCGGUGUAAUUCCUGUAUGGUAUCCCACUCUUCCACGUGUGGGUGAAGCUAACAAACUACAACAACCAAUAAAAAUGAAUGAAGGAUACUCCUCUGAAUCCUCCAGUGCUUCCAUGGAUGGAACCUACGAUUUUCCAAGUGAAUACUCAAGUGGAGACCGCCAUAGUCAAUGGAGACACGUGUAUCUUCAAAUUUGUGGGUUUCUUUCCUCUUUCCCAUUUACUUCCUCUAGACGUCUGCAACCACAUGUAGAUCAACUCUUUGUUAAUUUAACUCUCUUCCGACUUUCUUCUUCUCAGUCAACUGUAUACAUGUCCACGCCAUUAAAACUGCUGGAGUUUGAUCAGUCUGUAAAUGUUUACAGUCUCACUUUGGCGGAUAAUUUAAGUAAAUGUCAAUUUUGGUUGCUGAUUCUCGGAAAUUACACAAAAAAUUUUAUUCCAUUGACUCUUUUUUGUGAUCAAAAGUCGCAAAUUUGUUUCAUCAAUUACAUUUCUUUCUCUUUUUCACUGUCAUUUGGAAUGCUAGGCUGUGUUACUUCCACACAGGCUCAUGCAAUUACUGCCUCUACCUGUGCCAGUCUUCUGUCGAUGGUGCAAUCAAACCUGUUGAGGAUUUUCUUCUCCAUUCUACAGAGUGUUAAAUUGUUUGUCAAGUGUACAUUCUCGACAAGUGAUUUGGUACAAAUGAUUAUUGCCAUAAGUUGUAAUACUAACGUUGGAAGGGUAGGUAUAUUAAGUAGCACCUUGUUCAAGCAAGGGAAAGAAAUAAAGGUUUUACAUUUUAUGCAAGAGUGUAAGGAAUUUUUACUCGAAUUUGUAGAGAUUUGUGCAGAAAAAUUUAGUUAG
Echinococcus granulosus is the source of this 1677-nucleotide messenger RNA. Its product is annotated as Kinase D-interacting substrate. NCBI's taxonomy places the organism in Eukaryota, Metazoa, Platyhelminthes, Cestoda, Cyclophyllidea, Taeniidae. The transcript has 6 exons. Bases 1 to 1677 code for a protein of 558 amino acids. The record is from RefSeq and is a predicted model, not a curated record.